AUGGAGUCGAGCCCCGACGCGCUAGGCGUCUCCACCAGCUCAUCGCGAUCCGCAUCCCCCCUGCGAGCAAGGCGCGUUGCUGUGACUUACGGUCGUCGCCGUGAGCCACCUUCCGACGCAGAUACCUCUACAUCCAGCGCGUUCUCCUUAUCAUCUCGUGCUGAUCCAUCUCUACUACCGUCGUCGAGUGCUGAUGAGGAGAUCCCUCCGAGCUCAGAUAUUGAUGACGCACUGGAUUAUUCCAUUACGCAUGCGCGCGAUGACGACGCUAGUGACAAUGACAAGACUGGAGACUCCUUUGAGUUCCCUUGGAAGAGGCGGCUACGAAAAGUCGACACAUACUACGCUGAGCGUAAUACUAUGCCUGAAUUCAGUGGCGCAUACAGAGAUGGGGGCACAGGCGCAAGCCCUAGUUCAAGUCGGGGUGGGCGCCACAUCGUCUCCAGAACUUCUACAUCUAGGGAUACCUCUGACGGGGAAGGUUCUCUUAAACCACUUUCCAGCUUGCUCGAAUUUUCGCAAGUGAGGCAACAAUCUCGUUCUCCAUCACCUGUGAUACGCCCCCGACAUCGGGCCAGAGUGGCCACAGCCGGGUACGACUCAGACGAGGAUGUUCAUGACUCUCCAAAGCGGUAUUCGUCGGCUCUUAAUUCGGGGUUGUCCCCGGCGGCUCAAUCUCGUGAGCCUUCUCCCGCCACCGAUCGGGGAAAAGGCAAGGCGAAGGCUAUUACUCCCGAGGAGUCUGGGGAGGAUGAGUCUACAGCUUCUGUAAAUCGACUUAGGUCGAAACGCAAGCGUCCGACCACUCAGCCCAAAGAAAGGCGUACAAAGGCGCCAACGCGAAAAGAACGUGAAGAUACUCAGAAGGCGACGGCACGCUUGCUUGCUGAACGGUCCACAACGGUUGCCCGAACUCAAACGAGAGAGAUGCGGGUCACCGACCUACUCCACAAGAUCGCGUUUAAUUAUGACUCUCAGCCACCGAAGUCCGAGAACGUUACUUCCGAUCCAAUUCAGCCUUUCUCUUCAUCGCCUGCUGUCGAGCACAUCGCCGAUCAUCCUCGGCGCUCAGGUCCUGACCCGUCAAUUUCCGCGGUUCUCGAGUGUUCGCCGAAAAUGCCAAUCACUGCGACCUUCAUCCAAAACGGCCUCCUAGGUGCAGUUCCCAUUGAAGUGUCACCGUUCGGUCACAAUGGCAGUGAUGACGAACGUCCUGAAGUGAGCGCAGUCCUCGCCGAGCAUGAGGCACGGAGUGCCAAGCAGACGAGAGGGGAGGAAGCCAGGCGACGCCUGUUGGAGCACAAACGGCGUGCCCUGGAACGAAACCAACAGCAUGCAGUCAUUGUCGCGGACGAAGACAGUGAUCUCGAGAUUGUAUCGGAAGACCCGCGGCUCGUCGCUAAUGAUGAGGCACGGUCCAGAGGAAGGCAGAGUGCCCGGAGCACGCAGUAUUCAUUGGGGAGGCAACUCCAACUCGCCCACGCGGGCCCGUUGCGACGUUCGGAGGUCCGUCAUUCAGAUGCGACAAAUGGUCUUGACAUGCUCAGGAUGGCUUCCGCCCCUGCCUUCGGCCGUCCAGUCAAAGAGACCAAGGAUAUGGCAUCCGUUCAGCUGAGCCAUGGAUCUUUGAACAAAUACCUCUUCCGGAAGGUGCAGGGGCAGGCCGGCGAGGAACGCAGGCUCAAAGAGGAGGAGUGGGAACGUCGCGGCGGCAAGGUCAGGUACAAGAUCGUCGAUGACCGCGCUCAGGACGCAAUCCUUGGGUACAUUGACAGAGGCCUUUCGGCAGAGCAGGCUCGGGAUGAGGUUGGACAUGCUGACGAUGACGAUGACGAGGACGAGGACGAGGAAGCUGAUCCUACUUAUGACGACGGUGAUGACGAGAACAUGCCACCGGCUCAGGGAAUCGAAGACGAUGCAUCAGAGUAUACGGCCCCGAGAGAGGGAGAGUCUGAGGCAUACGAGGAUGACGAUGAUUGGGAGAAUGACGGCGGGUUGCGGUAUCGUUCUUCGAGGAGCUCUUGCCGAAGAAUCUCGACAGUCCACUCGGACCAAGAGGACGAGACAGAUGAUGCAAUCGGGAUGCCUGAUGAACCCCGAGACUUUUCUCCACAACGCCGCCGUGAUGCUUCCACGACUUCGACUGAACUAGAAGGGACGGACAAAGAGAAUGACUACCGGAUGGUGUACGCUGCUGGUGAAGACAAGGAAAACGCUGCAUUCCCCACGUCAUCAUCAGGCCCGCGUUUGGCGUCGGACAGACGCGGUCUAUUCGACUUGUAUCUUCGCGACCAAUCGCCUGUGGAAGUGCUUGAGGAGUCCGAUGAUGUUCCCAUGGAGAACACUGUUGAGGACCGCAGGCCGCCCCUCAAAGAAAUUUUGGGGGCGGAAACGGACGAUCCAUUCGCUUUCUCAAGUCCCGCUCGCAGACUUGUAUUUUCGGUGGAUGACGAGUCAGAGCAGUCUACUUCGGACAAGCCUUCGUCGGGGCGCAAGAGUAUUAGAGAUGACGUAGGCUUGCAGGACACUCUUUCUCUUUUGCAGCCGGCUGCUCCAUCAGAGUCUGGCUUCUCUCAAUUUUUUGAGUCUAGUGCAAACGCCGGGGCACCUUCACCUGCGGUACCGAAAGCUCUUCAAGCUGGCGGCUUGUCGCAAUUUUGGUCCCAGCAACCGGUGGAUGCAGGAUUCGAGCGCUUGAGGCAAGAGAAGCAGGCCCAAGAACUUGAACUUACCCUCGACGCAGGUCUUCAGCCCGCUCUUGACAUAACACAAGGUCGUCGCAAGAAGGCGGACGAGAUUUUUGAAAAAGAACAGCAGAUGCUUGCGGAAAGCGCCGCCGGAAAGCAGAAGAGCAAAUCGAAAGACUAUAUCAAUGAGCAUGGCUUCCUGACACAGACUGCACAGACGCCGAGACUUGCUAUGGUAUCACCACUCUUUACUCGGACGCAGGCGAUUUCACCUUUGACUCGCAAGGGCCCUAUGGCCCCGCCAUUGGUCCCUCGACAGCCACUUGCUGCCAUCGAGUUGGGCAUGGAGGGAGACGUGGAGGAAGACCAGCCUAGACGGCGCCUCGUCAAACGCCAAAGCUCGCCGACUAGAAGUAACAGUCUCGAAGUUCGUGAUGCUAGCCCAUCCCCGAGUCCUAGCAAAUCACGGAAUAGCAAACCACGGAACGUGUUCGAUGUGAUGCAGCGCGCAGCCAAUCUGCAACAUCGAGAUGCUGCAAAGACCGAGCGCAGAUUGCAGAAGUCGGAGUUUAUCGAAGGAGAAGCAGAGGAAUCCGAUGACGACGCAAUGAUGGGCUUUGGUCCUCGUAAUAAAGUUGACGAAGACGAAGAAGACGACGAGAGCCAGGACCAGACUUUGACUGAGCUUGUCGACGACGCUGCGAUGGAUGCAGAAACUCUAGCUGAGCAUGCUGUUAUCGAGAAACACAGAGAGCAUCAGCAAAUCGAUGACGAAGCCAAUGAGAAGCUUCAGAAGGAUGUCGUCGCCGGCAAUUGGAAAACCAAAAGGCGUGAUCGCGGAAUCGGCUUCGAGGAUAGUGAUUCUGAAGACGACGAUGACGAUGACGCUAAGGCUCGCCGGAGAAAGAUGUCCAAGAAGCGUAGGAUUGAAGACGAUAGUCUUGAGCAGCUUGCCAAGAACCCGGAAACAUUGGCAUUCGUCCAAGCUUAUCAUGCAGAUGAUGCCGACGGAGAUGACUUUGCUCACCUGCAGCAGGACGAGAUGACUCUGAUCAACGAGCAAGAUCAGGAGAACGUAGAGGAUGACGAGCCAGAGUAUGUGUCGACAACGGAGCUCACACGGCAGCUUCGUGAGGCUGCGCAAGACGUUGAGGCGCAUCGGGCGUUCGAUCCUCAUGAUGUCUCCUGGGUAGAACAAGACGCUGACGAUGACGAGGGUAUCAUCCCUGUCAAAGAGGUCCAGAAGCAAUUUAAUCCGCGUCGAGGUGCUGACUUGGACGCAGCCUUGGAGAUGAAACGCACCGUUGCAGAAGACGAGCGUGAUCGCGCUCGCUUGCAGACUUGGGCCAAGGGCGAAUCGCGCACAGCUGGCUCCAGUCGCUCAACAGGUAUCUCUGCAGUCACUGGUAGUGGUAAACGCAAGCCGGGCAGAGGUCCCUUGUCCGAUGGUCAACGCGCAGUUGCAAAAUCCACAACCCGGGUGUCGAAGAGUAGCAGCGCUCUAUCCAGCAAACGGCAGCACACUAUCGCGAGGAGCGAUGUGCCCCCGCCAUACACCUUAGAACCCCCAACAACGUCUCCACACAGUGGAGCGCAAAACCAGAGUUGGGACUCAUCAGGAAGGGUUGGACCGAACCCCAACUCGGCGAGGUACCCACUCAGCCAAGGCAGAGCCCGUAGCUCUAGUAGUCUGCAGAAUCCCGGUCUUCCUUCUUACAGUUAUACUGGGAGUGCACAGCAUGAACGCACGCCGCUGAACCCAAGUCAGCACCAAGGAUACGCUUACACUUCGUACAGUGUCUCGGUACGGGAGGUACCCUCCCGAUGGACCUCGUUCUAUCGCUUUAUGAUCAUGGUCCUUGUCAUUGCGGUCAUCUACCAGAUGCAUGAACACCGGCAGACGCUGUCUCAGUAUCCUCCAACACUUGCGGAACGCGAAGCUAUUCGACGCGAAUGGGAGGCGGAGCGCGUCACAUAUGAUACCGAGGUUGGCCGCGUUCGGCGCUCGUGGGCCCUCGAACGCGUAGAGCAUGAUCGCGAAAGCGAGGACAUGCGGCGGGAGAGCGAGCAGUGGGAGCAGGAGAAGGACGGGUGGAAGUACGAUAAGAUCGAGGCGGGCCGGCGGCUAGGACUGCAUUGGGACCAGGUGCAAGCUCGUCGGUGCGUCGCAUUCGGGACGCGCGAGUAUGUCGCAAGGAUGGAGUUCGAGCCGAGAGAGGCGUGCGACGUGAUGCCUGUGAAUAUUGGCGGACGUAUGGUAGAUUCCCCAGGGUUCUGUGAGAACACGCGUUGGGAUGGAGAUAUAGUUGCCCACUGGUUUGUAGAUAAAGAUGAAGGUUGUAUGCCACAUUGGGGUCGGGUCUACGAUAAGGGCUGCGUUGCGCCAGGCCUGCAUCGCUGGGAAACACGGUUGUGGGGCCUCCAUUACGGAGAGGACUGGCACGCUAUGUGCAAGUCCACGCCUGCCGACGUUGCGGGCAGACAUUUUGACGGCCCAACGUAUUGCCAGAACCGGGGUAUCUUCUUUGGCAUGGUGGGUAUGUUCCACGGCACAGACCUUACGUGCCCGUAG
Messenger RNA from Postia placenta MAD-698-R-SB12, 5259 nucleotides. RefSeq lists its product as hypothetical. The record is from RefSeq and is a predicted model, not a curated record. Bases 1 to 5259 code for a protein of 1752 amino acids. The transcript is spliced from 18 exons. NCBI's taxonomy places the organism in Eukaryota, Fungi, Basidiomycota, Agaricomycetes, Polyporales, Adustoporiaceae.